AUGUUGGAAGGUCUUGUAGCUUGGGUCCUCAACACCUAUCUGGGGAAGUACGUCAAUAACCUCAACACUGACCAGCUCUCAGUUGCUCUCCUGAAAGGUGCUGUUGAAUUAGAAAACUUGCCACUAAAGAAAGAUGCUUUGAAAGAACUGGAGUUACCUUUUGAAGUCAAAGCUGGCUUGAUUGGCAAAGUUACCCUUCAGAUUCCUUUUUAUCGCCCCCAUGUGGACCCUUGGGUGAUCUCCAUCUCCAGCCUUCAUGUAAUCGGAGCCCCUGAAAAAAUUCAGGAUUUCGACGAUGAAAAGGAGAAGCUGUUGGAACGGGAACGCAAAAAAGUACUCCUUCAAGCCCUGGAGGAGAAAUGGAAGAGCGAACGCCAGCAGAAAGGGGAGUCCUACUGGUAUUCAGUUACUGCCUCUGUGGUUACCAGAAUUGUGGAGAAUAUCGAAUUGAAAAUUCAAGAUGUCCAUUUGCGUUUUGAAGAUGGUGUUACCAAUCCUUCUCACCCCUUUGCCUUUGGCAUCUGCAUUAAGAAUGUGUCCAUGCAAAAUGCUGUGAAUGAGCCUGUACAGAAAUUAAUGCGGAAAAAGCAAUUAGAUGUGGCCGAGUUUAGCAUCUAUUGGGAUGUGGAUUGCACUUUACUGGGGGACUUGCCUCAUGGGGAGUUACAGGAGGCAAUGGGCAGGAGCAUGGAGAGCCGCAAUCAUCACUACAUCUUGGAGCCUGUGUGUGCGUCCGCUCUUUUGAAGAGAAACUGCUCUAAGGAGCCUCUGAGGUCUCGGCAUUGUCCCCGUAUCGAGUGUGAUAUCCAGCUGGAGACCAUUCCUUUGAAACUCUCUCAGCUGCAAUACCGGCAAAUCAUGGGAUUCCUCAAGGAGCUGGAACGAAAGGAGAGGCAGGUGAAGUUCCGAAAAUGGAAACCCAAAGUGGCAGUAUCUGAGAACUGCCGAGAAUGGUGGUAUUUUGCUUUGAAUGCAAAUUUACAUGCGAUCAGAGAGCAGAGGAGAUGUUGUACAUGGGAUUUCCUGUUGCAUCGUGCCCGUGAUGCUGUAUCUUACACUGACAAAUAUUUCAACAAGUUAAAAGGAGCCUUGCUGUCUGCUGAUGACAAGGAGGAGAUGUGUCGGAUUGAAGAGGAACAGAGCUUUGAGGAACUGAAGAUUUUGCGCGAGCUGGUUCAUGAACGAUUUCAUAAACAAGAAGAGCUGGCAGAGAGUCUACGAGAGCCUCAAUUUGAUUCUCCGGGAGACUCUCCUGGAGACCCAGAGACCAGUGGUAGCAGUGGGAUGCUGCAGUAUCUUCAGUCCUGGUUUCCUGGCUGGGGUGGCUGGUAUGGACAGCAGACCCCUGAAGGGAAACCAGUGGAAGGCCUGUCAGCAGAGCAGCAGGAGCAGUGGAUUCCUGAGGAGAUUCUGGGCACCGAUGAGUUUUUUGAUCCCACCGCAGAUGCCUCUUGUAUGAACACCUACACGAAGCGAGAUCACAUCUUUGCCAAACUGAACGUGCAGCUGCAGCGUGGCACAGUGACGCUGCUACACAAGGAGCAGGGGACGCCUCAAAGGAACGAAAGUGCUUUCAUGCAACUCGAGUUCUCAGAUGUGAAACUUUUAGCAGAAUCUCUUCCUCGAAGACAUUCCUCCUUGCUCUUAGUCCGGUUGGGUGGACUGUUCCUUCGAGACCUGGCAACUGAAGGGACUAUGUUUCCCCUUCUUGUCUUCCCUAAUCCGCAGAAAGAAGUUGGCAGAGUCUCACAGUCUUUUGGUCUCCAGACAACAUCUUCAGACAGAAGCGAUCAUGACCCUGUUGCUGAUUGGAAUGACCCAGUUUUUGAGAUGCUAUAUGAGAGGAACCCAGCGCACAGUCAUUUUGAGAGGCGCCUGAAUGUCAGCACGAGGCCCUUGAACAUCAUCUAUAACCCCCAGGCUAUUAAAAAAGUCGUUGACUUUUUCUAUAAGGGAAAGGUUCAUACCUCAGGUUUUGGUUAUCAGUCUGAACUUGAGUUAAGAGUAGCUGAAGCUGCCCGAAGACAAUACAACAAACUGAAGAUGCAGACCAAGGCAGAAAUCCGACAAACUCUUGAUCGUUUGCUAGUGGGUGACUUCAUUGAAGAAAGUAAACGAUGGAGUGUGCGACUAGAUAUUUCUGCCCCUCAGGUGAUAUUUCCUGAUGAUUUCAAAUUUAAGAAUCCGGUGUUAGUUGUUGUGGAUCUAGGAAGAAUGUUACUGACAAAUACCCAAGAUGACUCCAAGAGGAAAAAUGGGGAUGAGUCAGCAUCAGAAAACAAUCAAUUUAGUGAUGAUGAAUACAAGACCCCCCUCGCCACACCUCCUAACACGCCACCCCCUGAGACAAGCAGUAGUAAUGGAGAGAAGACACCUCCAUUUUCUGGAGUUGAAUUCAGUGAAGAGCAGCUUCAAGCACACUUAAUGAGCACCAAGAUGUAUGAGAGGUAUUCCCUGUCAUUCCUGGACCUCCAGAUCAUGGUUGGACGAGUGAAAGACAAUUGGAAGCAUGCACAGGGUAUUGACGUGGGGCCAACCCACGUGGUGGAGAAAUUCAAUGUUCAUCUGCACUUAGAACGCCGAUUGAUUUACACUUCAGACCCCAAAUACCCAGGAGCAGUGCUCUCAGGCAACUUACCAGACUUAAAAAUCCAUAUCAAUGAAGAUAAAAUAUCUGCUCUAAAGAAUUGCUUUGCUCUUUUGGCCUCCUCAGAAAUGAAGACUUCGGACACUCAGAUUAAAGAGAACAUUUUUCCCCAAGAGGAGCAGCGGGGCAGUCUGCAAGACUCAGUAAUGAAUUUAACCCAGAGCAUUGUGAUGUUGGAGCAGCAUACUCGAGAGGUUCUGGUGGAAUCUCAGCUCCUCCUUGCAGAAUUUAAAGUUAACUGUAUGCAACUUGCUGUUGAGAGCAAUGGCCGCUAUAUUUCCGUGCUCAAGGUUUUCGGUACCAAUGCUCACUUUGUGAAGAGGCCUUAUGAUGCUGAAGUCUCCUUAACUGUUCAUGGUCUACUGCUGGUGGACACCAUGCAGACAUAUGGUGCUGACUUUGACCUUUUGAUGGCUUCGCACAAGAACUUGAGUUUUGAUAUUCCAACAGGAAGCCUCCGGGAUAGCAGGGCCCAGUCUCCUGUCUCUGGACCCAAUGUGGUCCAUUUAACUGAUGCAGCCAUACUGAGCGAUCGGUCAGCUACCAGUGUUUCACUUGACAACAUUCUCACCAAAGAACAAGAGUCCCUCAUUAAACUGGAAUAUCAGUUUGUGAGUUCAGAGUGUCCAUCGAUGAAUUUAGACAGCACUCUUCAGGUGAUCUCAUUGCAAGUCAAUAAUUUGGAUAUUAUUCUGAAUCCAGAGACAAUUGUAGAACUGAUUGGUUUUCUUCAAAAGUCUUUCCCCAAGGAAAAGGAUGAUUUGAGUCCUCAACCUUUAAUGACUGAUUUGGAAAGAGGCUUCUGGGAACAAGGCACCUACCAAUCUACAUAUGAACAAAACACUGAGGUUGCAGUGGAGAUCCAUAGGCUUAACUUACUGCUCCUGCGAACAGUGGAAAUGGCCAAUGGAGAGAAAUACGGCAGAAAAAUUGCAACUGCCAGUGUAGGGGGCACCAAAGUUAAUGUCUCAAUGGGGAACACAUUUGAUAUGAAUGGUUCUCUGGGCUGUUUGCAACUUAUGGAUUUGACACAAGAGAAUGUGAAGAACCAAUAUGUAGUCAGCAUCGGAAAUUCCACAGGCUACGAAAGCAUCAUCAGUGACAUUGGCUACUUUGAAUCUGUGUUUGUCAGAAUGGAAGAUGUAGCCCUCACGGAAGCUUUGAGUUUCACAUUUGUUGAGAGAUCUAAACAGGAGUGGUUCCUCAACCUCAAGAUGGCUUCCUUGCAUUACAACCACUCUGCUAAGUUUUUGAAGGAGUUAACAUUAUCCAUGGACGAGCUAGAGGAAAGUUUUCAAAGUAUGCUGAAAAGUGCAGCCACUAAAGUCACCACUGUGCUAGCUACUAAAACUGCCGAGUACAGCGAGAUGGUAUCACUCUUUGAAACUCCCAGGAAGACUCGGGAACCUUUUAUCUUAGAAGAAAAUGAACUAUACGGAUUUGGCCUACCUGCAUCUCAUUCUGACACUGUGAAGCUCAUCUUGAAUGUAAACAUUGAGUCCCCAGUGGUUUCUAUCCCUCGAAAGCCUGGGAGUCCCGAGUUGUUGGUAGGACACUUGGGACAGAUAUUCAUCCAGAAUUUUGUGGCUGGAGAUGAUGAAUCCAGAAGUGACCGUCUGCAGGUGGAAAUCAAAGAUAUUAAGUUAUAUUCUUUGAACUGCACCCAGUUGGCAAGUAGAGAGGGCCCUGGGUCUGAAGGAAGUCGAACAGUUUGCCCUCCUCCUGGGUCUGCCAGUGUUGGCAGUCAAGAGGAGACUCCUUUCACCCGCCAUGAUUUCUUUGAAUCUUUGCACCGAGGUCAAGCUUUUCACAUCCUGAACAACACCACCAUCCAGUUUAAACUGGAGAAGACCCCUAUAGAGAGAGAAUCUGAAUUGACCUUCUCCCUUAGUCCGGAUGACCUGGGGACUUCUAGCAUCAUGAAGAUUGAAGGGAAGUUUGUUAAUCCAGUUCAGGUGGUGUUAGCAAAGCAUGUGUAUGAGCAGGUUUUGCAAACACUGGACAAUCUUGUGUAUAGUGAAGAUCUGAAUAAGUUUCCAGUCAGUGCCGCCUCCUCACCUUGCCCUAAUUCUCCUCUGCCUUCCCUCAGUAUCUGUGGAGAAUCUUCUGUUGAAAGGAAGGAGAAUGGAUUGUUUAGCCACUCCAGCCUUUCUAACUCUUCACAAAAGUCUUUGUCUGUGAAGGAAGUCAAAUCCUUCACCCAGAUUCAAGCCAACUUUUGUAUAUCAGAGCUUCAAGUUCAGCUAAGUGGAGAUCUGACUUUGGGGGCUCAGGGUCUUGUGAGCUUAAAGUUUCAGGACUUUGAGGUGGAAUUCAGUAAAGAUCAUCCUCAGACUUUAUCCAUUCAGAUUGCCCUGCGUUCUCUGCUGAUGGAAGAUUUACUGGAGAAAAACCCAGAUUCCAAAUAUAAGAACCUGAUGGUAUCUCGAGGAGCCCCCAAGCCAUCUAGUUUAGCACAGAAAGAAUAUCUCUCUCAGUCUUGCCCUUCAGUAUCCAAUGUGGAGUAUCCCGAUAUGCCUCGGUCUCUUCCUUCUCACAUGGAAGAAGCUCCUAAUGUCUUCCAGUUAUACCAAAGACCCACCUCUGCAUCCCGGAAAAAGCCAAAGGAAGUCCAAGACAAGGAUUAUCCCUUAACUCCACCACCUUCUCCAACAGUAGAUGAGCCCAAAAUCCUUGCUGGAAAGAGUAAAUUUGAUGAUUCACUGGUCCACAUCAAUAUAUUCUUGGUGGAUAAGAAACAUCCUGAAUUUUCUUCCUGUUACAAUCGAGUUAACCGGAGCAUUGAUGUUGAUUUUAACUGCUUGGAUGUAUUGAUCACACUGCAAACUUGGGUUGUGAUACUGGAUUUUUUUGGAAUUGGCUCCACUGCAGACAACCAUGCAAUGAAGGUGCCGCCUGAAGACAUUUUACAAAACAUGAAGAUAGAGUCAAGCACUUUGAUAGAGUCUGAACUUCAGGAUCCAGUUAACACCAAGCUGGAUCUCAAGGUCCACUCACUCUCUCUUGUGCUGAAUAAGACCACCAGUGAGCUUGCUAAAGCUAAUGUGUCCAAACUAGUGGCACACCUGGAAAUGAUUGAGGGAGACCUGGCCUUACAGGGAAGCAUCGGGAGCCUGUCUCUAAGUGACCUUACACCCCACGGAGAGCUAUACAGAGAGCGAUUCACUACAAGUGGAGAAGAAGCACUCAUCUUUCAGACUUUUAAGUUUGGCCGACCCGACCCUCUGCUGCAGAGAGAGCACGACGUUCGAGUGAGUCUCCAGAUGGCCUCUGUGCAGUACGUGCACACGCAGCGCUUUCAGGCUGAGGUGGUGGCCUUUAUUCAGCAUUUCACUCAGCUGCAAGAUGUCUUAGGGCGCCAGCGAGCUGCUAUUGAGGGCCAGACGGUGAGAGAUCAAGCUCAGCGUGGUUCCCGUGUUCUUCUGGAUAUUGAAGCUGGGGCCCCUGUUCUCCUUAUCCCAGAAAGUUCCAGGUCAAAUAAUCUGAUUGUCGCCAAUUUGGGGAAGUUGAAAGUCAAGAACAAGUUUCUCUUUGCAGGUUUUCCUGGGACCUUUUCUUUGCAAGAUAAGGAAUCUGCCCCUUCACCUUCCCCAGUGUGUACUCCCAAACACAGUAUGAGGAAAAUGACAAGCGCAGAGGACUCCAGGGCGACCCAUUCGGAGGGGCUCUUCAUGAAACCUGCUGGAAUGGGUUUAGGCUGCCUGAAGAGUGAGUUUCUGCCAAGUACCGCCACCAUGCAGCCAGGGCAACAAGCCACACCCUCUGUCUGCCAAAUGUCCAGUAGUCCAGAAGAGCAUGUCUGUCUGCUGGAUUGCAUUGUUGUAGACCUGCAGGACAUGGACAUCUUUGCUGCAGAGAGGCGUCCACGAGAGUACUCUAAGACAUCCCAGAAUGACAGUGGUGACCUCAUCUUCCCCUCCUAUUUUGUACGGCAGACAGGAGGAAGCCUCUUAACUGAGCCGUGCAGGCUGAAACUGCAGGUGGAAAGGAAUUUGGAUAAAGAAAUAAGUCAUACUGUGCCAGAUAUAUCUAUCCAUGGCAACCUAUCCUCAGUCCACUGCUCCCUGGAUUUAUAUAAGUACAAACUGAUCCGUGGCUUAUUAGAGAACAACCUUGGAGAGCCCAUAGAGGAGUUUAUGCGGCCUUAUGAUUUACAAGACCCAAGAAUUCACACUGUACUGAGUGGAGAAGUGUACACUUGCAUGUGUUUCCUCAUUGAUAUGGUGAAUGUGAGUCUGGAGCUUAAAGAUCCAAAAGGAAAAGAAAGUUCAGGGUCCUUAGCCAGGUUUGAUUUCAAGAAAUGUAAAUUGCUCUAUGAGAGUUUUUCCAACCAAACCAAGUCCAUUAACUUGGUUUCCCAUUCCAUGAUGGCUUUUGACACCCGCUACACUGGUCAGAAGACAAGCCCUGGCGUGACAAAUGUGUUCAACUGCAUCUUUCAGCCUUCUAAGACCAGCAGCACUGCCCAAGGAUCCAUUCAGAUUGAACUUCAUUUCAGAUCUACCAAGGAUUCCUCGUGUUUCACAGUAGUUCUCAACAACCUCCGUGUGUUCGUCAUAUUUGACUGGCUGCUGUCAGUCCAUGAUUUCCUCCACACUCCCAGCGACAUGAAGAAACCAAAUGCUGCUGCGCCUCCUCGCCACCGUCACUCCAGCAGCGAAACUGCUGUCGUUCCCAAGACAGUGAAGAGUGGGGUAGUUACCAAGCGGUCUUCCCUUCCGAUGCCCGCUGAAAGGCACCUGGAGGUCAAGGUCAAUGUAACAGGCACAGAGUUUGUGGUGGUUGAAGAUGUGUCCUGCUUAGAUACCAAUGCCAUUAUUCUGAAAGGUACCACAGUACUCACCUAUAAGCCCCGAUUUGUCGAUCGCCCUUUCUCCGGAAGUUUGUUUGGCAUUGAGGUGUUUUCAUGCCGACUAGGGAAUGAGCAGGAUACAGCUCUUUCAAUUGUUGAUCCAGUACAAAUUCAAGUGGAGCUGGUGGGAAAUUCUUCUUAUCAGAAUAGUUCGGGAUUGAUGGAUGCAUUCAAUAGUGAAGAUUUCCCACCUAUCUUAGAGAUUCAGUUACAAGCUCUGGAUAUCAGACUCUCCUAUAAUGAUGUUCAACUGUUUCUUGCCAUUGCAAAAUCCAUCCCGGAGCAAGCUAAUGCUGCCGUGCCAGACUCGGUGGCCUUGGAGGCCGAAUCCGUUAGCAGUCACCUUCCUGGUGUGUCUCUUACCAACGAAGAAGUCAGAGAAGGAACAAGGCGUACCUUAGAUCCUGUCUUGGAGUUACAACUAGCUAGACUCCAGGAGCUGGGCUUCAGCAUGGAUGAUUGUCGAAAAGCUCUUUUGUUGUGUCAAGGCCAAUUGAAAAAGGCAGCAACUUGGUUGUUUAAGCACGCUGAGCCUCUGAAGUCUCUUUCCUUGGCCUCUAACAGCCGAGCUAGCCAGGGCACUGUGUCAGCCCAGUUGCUCUCUGGAGUGGAGAUUAAAGCGGAGAGCGUGUGCCUCUGUUUCAUUGAUGACUGCAUGGAUUGUGAUGUUCCUCUCGCUGAGCUCACCUUUUCCCGUCUGAAUUUUCUUCAGCAUGUGAGAACAAGCCUUGAAGGUUACGCCCACUUCACCCUUUCUGGAGAUUAUUAUAACCGCGCCCUGUCAGGCUGGGAGCCAUUUAUUGAGCCAUGGCCAUGCUCUGUAUCCUGGCAACAACAGGCAGCAAGUCGUCUCCAUCCUCCAAGGCUGAAGCUAGAAGCCAAGGCUAAACCCCGUUUGGAUAUUAAUAUCACUUCUGUACUAAUUGACCAGUAUAUAAGUACCAAAGAAUCUUGGAUGGCAGAUUACUGUAAACAAGACAAUGAAGUAGAUUCAACCAAAUCAGAAGACUGGAUGGGCUCUUCAGUGGAUCCGCCAUGCUUUGGACAAAGCCUUCCCCUUGUCUACCUUAGAACUAGGAGUACAGCCAGUCUGACUAACCUAGAGCACCAGAUCUAUGCUAGAGCAGAAGUGAAAACCCCCAAGCGGCGGCAGCCCUUUGUUCCUUUUGCUCUCAGGAAUCACACAGGGUGCACUUUGUGGUUUGCUACCCUGACCACCACGCCCACCAGAGCAGCACUUUCUCACAGUGGGAGUCCAGGGCUAAUUCCAGAAGAGGAUGGAACGUUCCUUGGUGAUGGCCACAAUGUUAGUGAAUGGCAAGAAGUACUCACGGGUGAAGAGAUUCCCUUUGAAUUUGAAGCAAGAGGAAAGUUGAGACACAGACACACCCAUGACCUCCGGAUUCAUCAACUGCAAGUGAGAGUAAAUGGCUGGGAGCAAGUGAGCCCCGUGUCUGUGGACAAAGUUGGGACCUUCUUCCGAUAUGCAGCACCAGAUAAGAAUUCGUCUUGUUCUACGAUUGGCAGUCCAAGCAGCAGAACCAACAUUAUACAUCCCCAGGUUUAUUUCUCAUCUCUCCCACCUGUUCGGGUGGUCUUUGCAGUGACUAUGGAAGGCAGUGCUCGGAAAGUGAUCACUGUUCGUUCAGCCCUCAUUGUAAGGAACAGACUCGAGACACCGAUGGAACUAAGGCUGGACAGCCCCUCCGCUCCUGACAAGCCAGUGGUGCUUCCAGCCAUCAUGCCAGGGGAUGCUUUUGCUGUGCCGUUACACCUCACUUCUUGGAGGCUACAGGCUCGGCCCAAAGGAUUUGGUGUUUUCUUCUGUAAGGCUCCCAUUCAUUGGACCAAUGUAGUGAAGGCCACGGAGGUCAGUAGCAGCAAACGAGAAUGCCACUGUGUGGACACGGAAAAAAGCAGAUUCUUCAGGUUCUGUGUGGCUAUAAAGAAAGAGAAUUAUCCAGAUUACAUGCCCUCAAACAUAUUUUCUGACAGUGCAAAACAGAUUUUCAGACAACCCGGGCAUACCAUUUACCUCCUGCCAACUGUGGUAAUCUGCAACUUGCUGCCUUGUGAACUUGAUUUUUAUGUUAAAGGAAUGCCAAUUAAUGGGACGCUGAAACCUGGCAAAGAGGCAGCUCUGCACACAGCUGAUACAUCCCAGAACAUUGAACUGGGGGUCUCGCUGGAGAAUUUCCCACUCUGUAAAGAAUUACUCAUUCCACCUGGAACUCAAAACUAUAUGGUGAGAAUGCGGCUGUAUGACGUCCACCGGCGGCAGCUGAACCUCACGAUCCGGAUUGUGUGUCGGGCAGAAGGGUCCUUAAAGAUCUUCAUUUCUGCUCCAUAUUGGCUGAUGAACAAAACAGGGUUACCACUGAUCUUCAGACAGGACAAUACAAAGACAGAUGCUGCAGGCCAGUUUGAGGAACAUGAACUGGCUCGGAGCCUAAGCCCUCUCUUAUUCUGCUAUGCUGACAAAGAGCAUCCAAACCUCUGCACGAUGAGAAUUGGAAGGGGAAUUCAUCCCGAAGGCACGCCGGGCUGGUGUCAGGGUUUCUCCCUGGAUGGUGGUAAUGGUGUCCGACCUUUGAACGUCAGUCAGCAAGGAAAUCGCCCGGAACUGAUCUAUAACAUUGGUAUUGAUGUCAAGAAAGGCCGAGGUCGAUAUGUUGACACCUGUAUGGUCAUCUUUGCCCCCCGUUACCUGUUAGAUAAUAAAUCCUCUCACAAGCUUGCAUUUGCACAGAGGGAAUUUGCCAGGGGACAGGGAACAGCCAAUCCUGAAGGUUACAUUUCCACCCUUCCUGGUUCCAGUGUGGUCUUCCACUGGCCUCGGAAUGACUAUGAUCAGUUAUUAUGUGUUAGACUGAUGGAUGUUCCCAAUUGUAUUUGGUCUGGAGGCUUUGAGGUCAACAAGAAUAAUUCCUUCCAUAUCAACAUGAGAGACACCCUGGGAAAAUGCUUCUUCCUACGAGUGGAAAUUACUCUCCGAGGAGCUACCUAUAGGAUCUCAUUCAGUGACACAGAUCAAUUACCCCCUCCCUUCCGAAUUGACAACUUUUCCAAGGUCCCAGUUGUCUUUACUCAGCUCAGUGUGGCUGAGCCCAGGCUACGGACUGAAGUGAAGCCCCUGACUUCAUUGGAUUACGCAUGGGAUGAACCCACCCUGCCACCUUUCAUCACUUUGACUGUUAAAGGGGCAGGUUCCUCUGAGAUCAACUGUAACAUGAAUGAUUUCCAGGACAACCGACAGCUUUACUAUGAGAAUUUCAUUUACAUUGCAGCUACAUACACGUUCUCUGGUUUGCAGGAAGCAGCAGGAAGACCUGUGCCUUCCCACAAGGCCAUCACCUGUUCAGAGCUCGUCUUGGAUGUCUCACCAAAGACACAAAGAGUCAUUUUAAAGAAGAAGGAACCUGGAAAGCGCUCUCAACUCUGGAGGAUGAUGGGAACCGGCAUGCUGGCCCAUGAGGGCUCUUCAGUUCCUCACAACCCCAAUAAGCCCUCAGCAGCUCGCUCCUCUGAAGGCUCUGCCAUCUUAGAUAUUGCUGGUCUUGCUGCAGUAACUGACAACAGGUACGAACCCCUGAUGCUUAGAAAGCCUGACCGCAGGCGAAGCACAACUCAGACUUGGAGCUUCCGCGAAGGCAAACUUACCUGUGGUUUGCACGGGUUGGUUGUCCAGGCCAAAGGAGGGCUUUCUGGUCUGUUUGAUGGAGCUGAAGUUGUUCUUGGUCCUGACACUUCGAUGGAGCUUUUGGGGCCAGUUCCACCUGAGCAACAAUUUAUUAACCAAAAACUGAGGCCUGGUUCUGGAGUAUUAUCCAUCAGAGUCAUCCCAGAUGGACCCACUAGAGCACUGCAGGUAACAGAUUUCUGCCAGCGGAAAAGUGACCGUGCAUCAUAUGAAGUGGAUGAACUUCCUAUUACUGAGCAAGAGCUGCAGAAAUUAAAGAAUCCAGACACAGAACAAGAAUUGGAAGUCCUUGUGAAGUUAGAAGGUGGAAUCGGACUGUCCUUAAUUAAUAAAGUCCCAGAAGAACUGGUCUUUGCAACUCUGACAGGAAUCAAUGUGCACUACACGCAGCUGGCAACCAGUCACAUGCUUGAACUCAGCAUACAGGACGUGCAGGUGGACAAUCAGCAAAUUGGUACCACUCAGCCCUUCAUGUUGUAUGUAACACCCCUGAGCAACGAAAAUGAGGUCAUCGAGACAGGCCCUGCUGUACAAGUCAAUGCUGUGAAAUUCCCCAGUAAGAGCGCACUGACCAACAUCUAUAAGCAUCUGAUGAUCACGGCUCAGAGAUUCACAGUGCAAAUUGAGGAAAAGCUGCUCCUCAAGCUGCUGAGUUUCUUCGGCUAUGAUCAAGCAGAAUCAGAAGUAGAAAAAUAUGAUGAGACCCUCCAUGAAAAGACAGUUGAGCAAGGCGGAACACCAAUUCGAUACUACUUUGAAAAUCUCAAAAUCAGCAUACCCCAGAUCAAGCUGAGUGUGUUCACCUCCAACAAGCUGCCAUUGGACCUAAAGGCCCUAAAAAGUACUUUGGGAUUUCCACUGAUUCGGUUUGAAGAUGCUGUGAUUAAUCUGGAUCCAUUUACUCGGGUCCAUCCGUACGAGACUAAGGAGUUUAUCAUCAAUGAUAUCCUCAAGCAUUUCCAGGAGGAACUCCUCAGUCAGGCAGCUCGUAUCCUGGGCUCAGUGGACUUUCUUGGCAAUCCCAUGGGGCUCUUGAAUGAUGUUUCUGAAGGGGUUACUGGACUGAUAAAGUAUGGAAACGUAGGAGGCCUCAUCAGAAAUGUUACACAUGGAGUUUCAAACUCUGCCGCCAAGUUUGCGGGGACGCUAUCGGAUGGCUUAGGGAAGACUAUGGACAAUCAGCAUCAGUCUGAGCGCGAGUACAUCAGAUACCACGCGGCCACCAGUGGCGAGCACCUCGUAGCUGGCAUCUACGGUCUGGCUCAUGGUAUUAUUGGUGGCUUGACCAGUGUUGUAACCUCAACAGUGGAAGGUGUGAAAACCGAAGGGGGUGUCAGCGGUUUCAUUUCCGGACUUGGGAAAGGGCUUGUUGGCACUGUAACCAAGCCAGUAGCAGGCGCCCUGGAUUUUGCAUCAGAAACGGCCCAGGCGGUGAGAGACACAGCCACGCUCAGUGGUCCCAGGACUCAAGCACAGAGGGUACGGAAGCCGCGUUGCUGCACGGGGCCCCAAGGGCUGCUUCCUCGCUAUUCUGAGAGCCAAGCGGAAGGACAGGAGCAGCUCUUCAAACUGACAGACAACAGCCAAGAUGAAUUCUUCAUCGCCGUGGAGAACAUCGACAGCUACUGUGUGCUUAUCUCCUCCAAAGCUGUGUACUUCCUCAAGAGUGGAGACUACGUCGACCGAGAAGCCGUCUUCCUCGAAGUCAAAUACGAUGACCUCUACCACUGCCUCGUCUCCAAAGACCAUGGGAAGGUGUAUGUGCAGGUAACCAAGAAAGCCGUGAGCACAAGCAGCGGAGUGUCCAUCCCCGGCCCUUCCCACCAGAAACCCAUGGUCCAUGUGAAAUCUGAGGUCCUCGCUGUCAAAUUAUCACAAGAAAUAAACUAUGCAAAGAGCCUUUACUAUGAACAGCAACUUAUGUUAAGACUCAGUGAAAAUCAAGAGCAACUGGAGCUGGACUCCUGA
This is a messenger RNA of Chrysochloris asiatica (Cape golden mole), 13167 nucleotides long. It is a transcript of the gene VPS13D, whose product is annotated as vacuolar protein sorting 13 homolog D (S. cerevisiae). The coding region runs from base 1 to 13167 and encodes 4388 amino acids. Gene Ontology annotation, cellular component: extrinsic component of membrane. The transcript has 69 exons. Lineage: Eukaryota; Metazoa; Chordata; Mammalia; Afrosoricida; Chrysochloridae. Gene Ontology annotation, biological process: protein retention in Golgi apparatus; protein targeting to vacuole; mitochondrion organization. Gene Ontology annotation, molecular function: protein binding. The record is from RefSeq and is a predicted model, not a curated record.